AAAGACACACCCACUUUCAUUCACUCGCAUUUCCCCCAAAUGAGCUUCUCUUCUUCCUCUACUUCACUCCUGCUGCUGCGGCGAGAUAAACAACAAGAAGAGAUUUCUGCGACUACAACUAUAUUUGAUAACAAAGAGAUGAAGCCCAUGCUGCAAAAAAUCACAACUAUAUCCCAGCUAGAAGACAGUGGAUUCGGUCAGCCUUGGCCCAGACAUGGACUCAAGCUCUUGUACUGGUUUGCUAAAGACUGUAUUUGGAUUAAUGACAACGACGACGACGAGAUGUUCCUAGCAUGUGACCCGGUGAAGGAACUCUACGGCUUUCACCUCUUUGAGAACAGAUACACUAUACGUAAAGAGAAACUUCUUCCAGAUGUGGAGUUUCCCUAUUACUUGCUGGGCAAUCUGAAUUCACCAGGAGCUGAUAUGCUGCCGAACUACAUCAAGAAACACAACACCUACCAGCAAGACCACAGCAACGCGGACCGCAUUAUUGUCACCGUUCACGGUGAAUGGAGGUUUGGGAAAAUUUACGUGACCAUGCACAAAGAUCAGUCAAGUUUUGAUCCAUACGCCACAUUUCAUAUCUCCAGGACCCUCCUGAAGAACAUCAAAUUAUUCCAGAAUCUAGAAGACUUUCUGCAGACCGUUGGGUAUCAGGAGCCAGUUUUCCAGAUGGUUAUGUUGAGUAUUACUGAUACAGCGUAUCAUAAUGAUAAGGAAGCAACUUACGAUGUUUCCGCAGAUACUGAUACACCAUCUCGAAACUGUGUCUGUAGCUGUACCAUACUCUGAAAUUAGUUCUGAAACAACCAGCUGGAUUAGAUGGACUAGAACAUUUAUUUGCUUAGUAACAGAAACAUGUGCUCAUCUACAGACUUUUUUGUGCUUUCUUUUGACUUAAACGGUUAGUUCACCCAAAAAUGUCAUUUCAAACAUUUGUAAAAAAAGUAAAAAGUAACAUUUGGGAUAUAAAAACGUACUUACAGUGCAAGUGAAUGCUCUAUAAAAAUGUGUGUAUCAGGAAGGUCAGCUGCUAAGACUCCUGAGCUCUCAUUACAAAUCAGCUUGCUUCAGCACAUUAUGAAGAGAAAAGGAAAAUGGCAUUUCCCCCCCCCACAAUAGUACCUGCAGAUGUAUAGUAUUUUGUUGUAGCCAAUUUAUUGUGAUAGGCCAAACUGUUUCUUCAAAACAAGCAGAUAAAGUUGUCAAGAGGAAGAGGAGACAGACAUAAGAAAUGAGCAGCGAUACUGAAUUAUCUAGUUGUCUCUUUAUCAAAGCUCUGACACGGUCUGUACAGAAACACUUUCAAGGUCUUAGCAAAAGGGACAGAAAUUUCCUCUGUUGACAACAGUUUUAUCAGGGUGUAUGAGAUGAUACAUUUGUUCUCUCAAACAGUUACAAAGUCUGCUCUGCACAAAGAAAUUAAGACCUCCAGGCCACAAAAUAAAAAGUAAGUAAAAAGAAAGUAUCACUAUAAGGGAAAACUAUAUAUAUUGAGAUUGCGAUUUUUGUUUAUGAUGGUGGUGUACAUUUUUAAUAUUUGUCACUUCCUGGAGAUAAAGUUGGAUGAGGUUAAGUUUUCUAGGGUAAGUGUUGCCACCCUUACACAUCAUGGAAAAAAUUGUUGUAUUGGUGUUUAAAAAAAACUAAUUUUACUGAAAAAAAAAAGAUUUUGAGAACAAUGUUAAUUAAGAAAUUAGUAUGUAAAAUACAUAUAAUGCAAUAUAGUAAUGAGAAUUUGGGAGGAAGUUCACUUAUAUUAGUGUGAGAUUUUAGCAGAACACCCUGUGCCCUUUGAACGAAUGCAGUGCUGAUGGAUGCUUAUUUUGUGCUUAGCUUGCUGUUUGCAUGAUUUAAACUUUGCCACCGGAAAUGCCACCAGAUGCAUCAAUAAAGGAUGUAGAUUUCAUCAUGAGUUCAGGUUUGAGUGAUGAUAUUAAGGAAGUUAGAGCGGCAAAGACUAAGUGUGAAGGAAAUUACCCAUCCUACAGAGAGAAGUGUUAAAGAGUGAGGUAGAUGGAGAGUGUUGGAUUUAUAUGCAAUUACAUGCAGCAUGGAAAACAUAUCCGAUAACUCCAGAAACAGUAUGUCACAAUAAAGAUAAAUGUGAAAUACCAAGGCAAAUGCCAAAAAUAAUACAAAUGAUGGGUAAUUUGAAAGCAAACAGAACAAUAACAUUCGGUAUUAAAGAUCAUAAUUGCUCCCAUAUAGGAUUACCGUUUAAAGGUCCAGCUUUUCAUGUACAAUCCUUUCCGGUAGAUUUAUGUAUCUGUUCAAGUGACGGAAAGCAUCAUGUAGGAAUGUCUGAUUGUAGGAACACCAUAACACUGAAUCAUACAGAUGGUACUCACAACUGUACUAUUAAAUUCUUUAAUCAAACUACGAGGAAUUUUGUGUGCCCAUUUUCUCAUAUUGACAGCGCUCCAGGAAUGAUUUGGACCUGUGGAGGAUACUAUCAUUUAGAUCAGGGAGACUGGCGUGGAUGUUGCUACCCAGCUCUGCUCUCAACAGGAACUACAGUAUUGACAAAGAAAGACAUAGAAGAGAAUGAUGCAAAACUAGAACAAAGUCGCAGAAGACGAGAUAUAUCUGACAUGCCUAAUCGUUAUAAUGGAUAUAAGACUGUAAGUCCAUGGACAAAACCAUGGGAGAAUGUAGGGUGGUCUCUAGCAGGUAUUUUUACCGGAAUAGGGACUACGGCCGCUUUGAAUAAAAUGAAUGGGUUAGCAUGGCAAGUUUUAUCAUUGGAGAAUGAUAGAGGAAUUAAAGAAAAUGAGAGAAGCCGUUAUACAGAACAGAGUAGUUUAGGCGUUCUCACAUCGCAACAAGGAGGAGUUUGUAAAAUGUUAGGAGUAUCUUGUUGUUUUCACAUUCCAGAUAACUCUCGUGGAACAUAUGAAGAAAUCCAUCCCGGAGCCAGAGAAAGUGGACUCUUCUUGGUUCAGCUGGUUUAGCACCCUCUGGGGUGGAUGGGGAACUUGGAUUUUUCACACUGUUAUACCUAUUAGCAUGUUAUCUUUGUUUUUAUUAAUGAUCACACCAUGUGUAAUGCAGUGUUCUUGUUACCCGUUCAAUCACAGCCCUCAUGACAAGAGAUACUUAUCAAGUAAUGAUGAAUGUGCAGAACGUGAGGACAUUUGGUCCUAACGUAAUACCAAUUGAGCGGGUUACUGAAUAUGCAAUUGAUGCUGAUACAGAUGCUGAAGAUGAUUAUGCUCAUACAUACGAUUUGGAACCGGAAGAACCGAUAGAAUCAGAAGUGUAAAUUCUUGAAUGUAUGUCUCACUAGCUAAGAUAGAUAGAAAUUCAAUAAGUAGUAAUUAAUUCCGAUGAUUACACUGGUUAUUGGGAUAACUUGUUGAUUUUGAUGACGUAAUGAUUGUGUGUGUAUAUAUAUAUAUAUGGUUUUUAAAAUUUGCACAAGAGUGUUCAGUAGGCAAGACAUCAUAUUGUCUUAAAGUGGCCAUUGUGAGAUUUUAGCAGAACACCCUGUGCCCUUUGAACGAAUGCAGUGCUGUUGGAUGCUUAUUUUGUGCUUGGCUUAAUAAAGCUGAGCUCUGGUUAAACGGGACAUUUGUGUCUUGUCUUUAAUCCCCGAGGUUU
Molecule: messenger RNA, 3606 nt
Organism: Onychostoma macrolepis
Lineage: Eukaryota; Metazoa; Chordata; Actinopteri; Cypriniformes; Cyprinidae
Exons: 2
Coding region: 2040-2957 (305 amino acids)
Source: RefSeq, a predicted model, not a curated record